Messenger RNA from Sus scrofa (pig), 5183 nucleotides. The record is from RefSeq and is a predicted model, not a curated record. NCBI's taxonomy places the organism in Eukaryota, Metazoa, Chordata, Mammalia, Artiodactyla, Suidae.
AAGAACUCCUUAGAUAAUGAUUUUGAGAAUUAUUUCAUCAGUGUUUUCUACUUCUCCUUUCCCCCCCUUUUUCCUUACAGUUUGAAGUUGCCCUGGGAUCAUCAAAGAGCAUGCUUCUAUGCUGUAGAAUCUACUUCUCAGUUUGUGUUCCCUGGAGCCCUUUGGGGUUCCAUGAAGCCCCUUUAGGCAUCAUGUGGGCGGGCUCUGAGUAGAUGGCCUCUGAGUGCUUCUCCCCAAAAAGAAGCACUACUUUUUAUCUGUUUUACAUAUUGGGCUUCUGUGCAAGAUUUAUUGGAGAGAGCGUUCCACACCUCAAAUUUUAAAACCGCCGUCAGGAGACUAGAAAGGUAUGGGCAACAUGAUCAGAGAGGAGGAAUGGGUUCAUUAGACCAUGGGUUUGGCUCACUAGCUGAGAAAAAAGGCCAUUUGAAUGGCUCUGGGCGCUCUUGUGUUUGCAGGUCUUGUGCUGAUGUUUCUGUCUGCUCCAGAGGCUCCAUGCUGGCUCUGCUGAUCCUGUGUGCCUCUCACUCUUUCUUGCCCACCUAGUUGCCGAUGUGCUGCCGGCCUGGCUUUUGCGGCCAGUUUGCCAUCGUGAAGAAGUGCCGGGAGAAGAGCACGGGACUGGAGUACGCCGCCAAGUUCAUCAAGAAGCGGCAGAGCCGGGCCAGCCGGCGGGGCGUGUGCCGGGAAGAGAUUGAGCGGGAGGUGGGCAUCCUGCGGCAGGUGCUGCACCCCAACGUCAUCACGCUGCACGACGUCUUUGAGAACCGCACCGACGUGGUGCUCAUCCUCGAGCUAGUGUCUGGAGGAGAGCUCUUCGACUUCCUGGCCCAGAAGGAGUCCCUGAGUGAGGAGGAGGCGACCAGCUUCAUUAAGCAGAUCCUGGAUGGGGUGAACUACCUUCAUGCCAAGAAAAUUGCUCACUUUGAUCUCAAGCCAGAAAACAUUAUGUUGUUGGACAAGAAUAUUCCCAUUCCACACAUCAAGCUGAUUGACUUUGGCCUGGCUCAUGAAAUAGAAGAUGGAGUUGAAUUUAAGAACAUUUUUGGAACUCCAGAAUUUGUUGCUCCAGAAAUUGUGAACUAUGAGCCCCUGGGACUGGAGGCUGACAUGUGGAGCAUAGGCGUCAUCACCUACAUCCUCCUCAGCGGAGCAUCCCCUUUCCUGGGAGACACAAAGCAGGAAACACUGGCAAAUAUCACAGCAGUGAGUUACAACUUUGACGAGGAAUUCUUCAGCCAGACGAGCGAGCUGGCCAAGGACUUCAUCCGGAAACUUCUGGUUAAAGAGACCCGGAAACGGCUCACCAUCCAAGAGGCUCUCAGACACCCCUGGAUCACGUCCAAGGGAGAGAGCAGAGCCCCAGAACAGAGGAAGGCAGAGCCAGCCCAGCUAAAGACCAAGCGCCUGAGAGAGUACACCCUCAAAUGCCACUCAAGCAUGCCCCCCAACAACACCUACGUCAACUUUGAGCGUUUUGCCCGUGUGGUUGAGGACGUGGCUCAGGUGGACCAGGGAUGCCGUGCCUUGUCAGAGGCCCAUGACACCAUUCAGGAUGAUGUGGAGACCCUGAUCUCCAUCUACAAUGAGAAGGAGGCUUGGUACCGAGAGGAGAGUGAGAGGGCCCGGCAUGACCUGUCCCAGCUCAAGUACGAGUUCCGCAAAGUGGAAUCCUUGAAGAAGCUCCUGCGAGAGGACAUCCGGGCCACAGGGUCCAGUCUUGGAAACACGGCCAGGAAAUUGGACCAUCUGCAGGCACAGUUUGAAGCUCUGAGGCAGGAGCUCUCGGCAGACCUACAGUGGCUCCAGGAACUAGUGGGUGGCUUCCAGCUGGAGAGUGGAAGCAUGGACAGACUGGGUUCCGUGUUCCACCCAGACACCAAUGAGUCCCUGGUGGAGCUGUUCAGCAGAUCCUGCAGCAAGGAAGUCUUGGCCGGCUUACAGCUCUGAGCUCCAGAAUCAAGUCUGUAAUGCCUCCUGGAUGGUUUGCUGAAGCCUGUUCCCAACUGCCCUGCCAGGCAGGGCAUCCACUAGAAUUAUCCCACAGGGGUGUGUGUCUGUAGCAUAGCCUUCCACCUCCUCUGCAGAAUCCAGAAUCACGGCACAACUAGCUAAUUAUUCAUUCUGCACUUCCUCUCACCAGCCUGGUUUUCUGAGCGGGUGGCUGGCAGAGCAGCCAAGCUGUUCAAAUGAUCAGCAGUGAAUACCCCUCAGCGUCUGCUCCUUCAGAGGGAGGACAGCGGUCCCUGGGGAGAGGCUUGAUAACUGACUUGUGAUAAUGGGUGUGUUCACAUCUCACUUCCCACCCAAAAGAUUUCUGGUCCUGGGUCAUAUUUGAGCUAAUGAGGGAUAACAGUAAGUCAGCUUGGUGCUUUCCUGCUGCUGAAGGAGGGAUUUUAAAUGUGUGGAGAAAAUCUUACUUUUCAUUUACACUGACUUUUCACUUACCAACCUUUGCGUCUUUGAUCUUUACAAGCGCUCUGGGAGACAGGCAGGUAGGCAGUAUUAUUAUCAUUGUUAUUAUUUCCAUGUAACUCAUGAGGAAAUUGACUCCGAGAGGGAAAAUGACUUCCUCAGGAUCAUUCAUCCCUAGUUGAUACAGAUGAAACAUAAAGAUGAGAUAUAUGGGAGGAGAUAGUGAGGCUUUCGAUAAAGAUCCGCUUUAACAUUCGUGUUUAGGUGGUAACGUAGGCAACCUUAUGUAUUUUGCCAGGUAAGGUGGAAGCCUCACACCUUCAAGCACUUAUUCCAAGAAGUGUGUCCUAGAAGUUACAUGGUUUACUGUUCCCAUCCAGCCCUGUCCCUGUCUGAAGACCAGCCUGUCUUUUCUCCACCCUUGUGUAGGGAAUGAAGACCAAAAAGGGCUCAGCGAGCAGCUUCCUCUUCUUAUGUACUUAAGGGCUAAAGAGUGUGGACAUUCAGCUUGGGAAGCAUAAGGCUGAGUGGUCCCCUCCCUGAGGACAGAAUCAUCUCCUCUCCCUUUGCCUGGAGGAGGGGCCCGUCCACCAGCUCACAGAGACCGAGCAUGGCGUGUGGGCCUAGCACUGUGCUGAAGGCCUAGGGGUGGGGGAACAGAUUGUAUGGUUUCUUGGGGCCUUCACAGACUCUCAACCCCGCUUGUCAGGCGGGGUAAAUGCCAGUCCCAGUUUGGAGAUGAGGAAAUGGAGAGCAUGUGAUUUGCUCAGUGUGGCAAUAGCACCACAAGUGGAGGCCUUUUGAUGCUAUCUGUUGCUCCUUCUGCCCUAACUGCCCCAGGUUCCACGAGUUCACUUUCUGCUGUGGGGCGGGUUAUACCGAGAUGCAUCCAUCUGUCCACUCACAGAGUUUGUAAGCACCUAUCAAUUGCCAGACACUCAGCCUGCCCCCAGAGAUACAAUGCUGAGUAAAAACAGGCAUGUUUCACAGACAUUUUCAGUACAGUGAAGGAUUCCAACAUUAAUCAAGAACAUUCUGGGAGUUCCUGUUGUGGCACAGUGGAAACGAAUCUGACUAGUGACCAUGAGGUUGCAGGUUCGAUCCCUGGCCUUGCUCAGUGGGUUAAGGAUCUGGUGUUGCCGUGAGCUGUGGUGUAGGUCGCAGACAGCUCAGAUGCAGCAUUGCUGUGGCUGUGGCACAGACUGGCAGCUGUAGCUCUAAUUCAACCCCUAGUCUGGGAACCUCCACAUGCUUCAGGUACACCCCUGAAAAGAAAAAAAAAAAAAAAUGAACACUCUGCAAAGAUAGGACCACAGCUGAGACAUAGGCUAUGAAGGAGAAGGUUGCACCCCUGCCAGAGCCUGCGCCAAGGGGUCAGUGUAGUCAGUGAAGAUGUCCCUGAGCUGGUGAGAGAUCCUCUAAGCAAAUGCUCCCAACAGCUGUCAUACCAGGAGGGGAUCCUAGAGCCGAAAUUGCACAGACAGAAAAAAAGCCAGAGAGAGAAGAAUAGGAGUAUGGUGUGGGUAUGGCUGGAGAGAAGGUAGGACCAGCAGGGCUUUUCCUUUUUUUUUUUUUUUUUUUGUCUUUUUAGGGCUGCUCCCUCGGCACAUGGAGGUUUCCAGGCUAGGGGUCAAAUGGGAUCUGUAGCCACAGCAAUGUCAGAUCUGAGCCAUGUCUGUGAUCUACACCACAGCUCAAGGCAACGCCAGGUCCUUAACCCAUUGAGCGAGGCCAGGGAUUGAACCUGCAUCUUCAUGGAUGCUAGUCAGGUUCUUUUUUGCUGAGCCACAAUGGAAACUCCAGGGAUUUUCCAUAUUAAAGAGCUCUGCCUUCAUCCCAGGAAUCAUAGGGAGCCAUGAUAGGUGCUGGGCGGUCAACAGCUUGAUGUGCUGGUGGAGGUGGGGAUGCCUAGUGAGCAGCACAGACAGAGGAGUAGUUUAGGAUAAAGCAAUACCAUGAAAACAAUUCUUCAAAACCUUACCUCCUUUUCUAUUGACAUACUGGGGCACUUCAGAUAUCAUGUAGUAUUUAUAACAGACUUUUUUCAUCAAAUAUAAGAAGCUGUAUUUUCAUCAAAUGUAAGAUGCAUCAUUAUUUUGUGACCCCAAAACAAUAAAAAGCCCACAAUGGGAGGUCCAGUAGGAGACCCCAGGCAUGGAGCUGGGGCUCCCUCACCAAAAGGGUAGCUGAGAGAGAAAUAAAGCCACCAGACAGGAAGGGAAGGCAAGGGAACAUGUGCAUCUCAACCUUGACACUGGGUAGAGGGAUGGAAAAAUCCUCCCCUGAAGAUAGGAGCCCUGGGUCAGUGGUACCAGUGCAGGUUUGCAUCAUUAGUGGGAUCCAAAAAAUCUCAAGCAGAGAAUCUGAUGUCAGACAGUCUGAGGCUGGGUGGCCCUGAUGGCUGGCAAGCAGUGUGGUCAUCUCCUGAAGCACCCACCUUCACUUCAGACAGAUUUGAUGCCAUUGAUGGGGAGAUAAGUCCUGAUUUCAGAGAUCAGAAAAAAUUGCACAUCUUGGAAUCAUUGGGAGAUGGCAAAACUCAGUUUCCUACAUCCUCCCUGGGAGAAUUGGUACAAAUGACCUAUCUACGAUCUAAGAACUUUCCUGCCCUGUCACCAGACAUCGUGUUGUCAUUCGGCAUAAGGCACUGCAAAGAUUAAAGGUCUCUUUGGCCAGAUCAACAGGUUCCCUAAGGCAAGGAGGCCCCCACUUGAGCAACUCAGGGCAAACUUUUCUGUGAACAUCAAAAUAAAAUGCAAUAAAAGGAA